Molecule: messenger RNA, 1567 nt
Organism: Scylla paramamosain (green mud crab)
Lineage: Eukaryota; Metazoa; Arthropoda; Malacostraca; Decapoda; Portunidae
Product: leukocyte surface antigen CD53-like
Exons: 5
Coding region: 225-950 (241 amino acids)
Cellular component (GO): plasma membrane
Source: RefSeq, a predicted model, not a curated record
CUCUCUCCAACAGCCCCUCCCUUCCCUCCCCCAAGCGCUCCUCACACAAUCCUUGCCACACUCACCCGCUCCCCCAGUUCCUCGGUUACAGUCAGUUCACCUGUGGCCUUCAUUGAGUGUGGACGUACGAUCCGAUCUUGUGUUGAACGACUCGACCCGCUCCCUACGUGUUACUUCCAUAAGUGUCUUGAUAGCCAGUAGCAGUUAGCCCUCAUUCAGAAAAGAUGGGGUGUUUCACAAAGUUAGCCUUGUUCAUCGUCAACUUCGCCAUCUUCGCAGCUGGAGUGGCAGUAGUUGCCUUGGCGUCCAUGAUAAUCAACACAGACAACACAUAUGGAAACUUGCUUAUAAAUGGGAUUUUCACUCUCCCCAUCAUAAUUCUGAUUGCUGGACUAAUCAUUGUGAUCAUUGGCUUCCUUGGAUGCUGUGGUGCACUGAAGGGAAGUUCCUGCAUGCUAAAAACUUAUGCAUUCAUCAUCAUAGUACUGCUGAUUGCUGAGAUUACGUUGGGUAUUCUGCUGCUGAUUUACCCCAACAAAGCUGAAGAAGCCAUCAAGGAUGGAAUGGAUAAGGUCUUCUACAACUAUGGUAUUGAUGAAGCCACUGAAAAAUCCAUUGAUGCCAUAGAGAGUGAUCUUAAAUGCUGUGGUGUAGAUGGCUACAUGGAUUGGAAGAACUAUCCCUAUGGUCAAGGUGGCAAUGUGAGCAGGGGAUGCUGCAUUGAAGAUGACUCUGAUGAAUGCUUCAUGAACAAGAAUAAUUUGCCUGAGGAGGAAGCACAGAAGUACAUCUACACAAAAGGCUGUUAUGCUGCACUGAAAGAUGAUCUCAAGGAUGAGACCAUUGCUUUAGGAGUGGUCCUUUUCAUCAUGGCUAUUGUGCAGGUCCUUGCUGUUACCUGUGCUUGUGGCCUCGCCAAGAAGUCUAGUGGCAGUACCCACUAUGCCUAGAGGUCUGCAUUCUCAGUCAGUUAAUAUGCUGACAUUUAUGAUGAGUCCUUUCUCUCCUUUAUUGGAGAGGUAAUUUUGUGUGUGUAGAUGAUAAAUAAAGUGUUGAUUUUUAACAAUACUAUACAUGGAUGGUGUUGAUUUUUUAUAUUUUUUUAUUUUUUUUUAUUUAAGGAAUUUUAUUUUAUUUUAUUAUACCAUUUUUUUGUUUCCUUUUGUUUUUUGCUACAUAUUUGAAUAUAACCUUUUAUACAGAUAGAAAUUUUCUAUGUAUUUGUGAGAAACUUAAAUGGCAAACUGAUUAAUAUAUUUGUUACUAUAUUUCAUGGUAUCAAUGAAUUUUUCAACCUUUUUCAUAAAAUAUGUCCAACAUGUAUAAACAUGUAUAAAAGAAAUCACCUAGAUUAAGUAUGCAUAACAUAACAUAACCCAUACAUACCUUUCAUGGACCUGUUUGUAAAUCAACACAUUUGCACAAGGAAUGAAGUUAUUCUUAAAGGUUGGAGAUCAUUCACACUGAUACUAUCUUUUCUUUCUCCUGAACUUUGUUUCCAUUACACAUACUGCAUUUUUAAAUUAUCACAAAACAAAUUUCUAAGUAAAUUUCUUUCUAAAAAGAA